AUGUAUUCAGCAAUUGCUAGUUCCAAACCCUAUCGGUUCUUUGUUGGACCACAGAGGCGCAAGUUCACGAUUCAUUCUGAAGUUGUUGCGGGAAUAUCCCCCUAUCUCGAUAAGCUAGUCAAUGGUGAUUUCAAAGAAGGAAUUGAAAAUCAAGUUCAGUGGGAGGAUGUGGACGAAGAGACAUUUGUAUGCUUCUGGCAGUACGCUUACACGGGCGACUACGAUGUUCCCAGGGAGCCAAAAACACCAGAGGCCACAAUUAAGGGUGAAGGCCGGGGUGAAAACGAGAUGAAAAGCCCUGAAAAUGCAAAUGAACCUCAUACAUUUGUGGAGGUUACAACAUCCGGAAAAAGCACCAAUAAACAGGCCGAUCCUCGUAUGCGAAAGAAACAUAUGAAAAAAAGGUCCAAAAAAAGGUUGACAGAAAACGCCCGGCGGGAGGAAGAAGGAGAAGAACCCAAGCCGGAGCCAAGCUAUGAGCCGCCAUCGAAACGAAAGCAACUGUGGGAAGUAUUCACGGCACUCCGGUUAACCAACAGUUAUCAGGUCGAGGUCCAACCGGCACGGGAGAGCCAGAGAGAUGAUUUCUACGCCAGCGAUUUACUCUGCCACGCACGAGUAUUCGCUUUUGCCGACUGCUACGGUAUUUUCGAUCUGAUGGAGCUGUCUUACAGUUGCAUUCAUCGUAUUCUGUGCAACCUCGACCUGCGCACCGAGACCUUGGCCGAUAUUAUAGCCUUCGUGCAUUACUGUUACGAAACGCCGGCGCCCCCCGACUUGAAGGAGCUCGUUGUGCUCUAUUCUGCGUGCAAUAUUGAAAAACUCUGGGUUGACGAGCAGUUCCAGCAUAUAAUUGAGACCCAUGGCGAUCUAUCACGGGCUGUUAUUGCCUCCCUACUUGGCCGCCUUGCCUAG
Messenger RNA from Metarhizium robertsii ARSEF 23, 915 nucleotides. RefSeq names its product BTB/POZ-like protein. NCBI's taxonomy places the organism in Eukaryota, Fungi, Ascomycota, Sordariomycetes, Hypocreales, Clavicipitaceae. Bases 1 to 915 code for a protein of 304 amino acids. The record is from RefSeq and is a predicted model, not a curated record. Gene Ontology annotation, molecular function: protein binding. The transcript is spliced from 2 exons.